Molecule: messenger RNA, 1682 nt
Organism: Cannabis sativa
Lineage: Eukaryota; Viridiplantae; Streptophyta; Magnoliopsida; Rosales; Cannabaceae
Product: class V chitinase
Exons: 2
Coding region: 330-1463 (377 amino acids)
Biological process (GO): chitin catabolic process; carbohydrate metabolic process
Cellular component (GO): extracellular region
Molecular function (GO): chitin binding; chitinase activity
Source: RefSeq, a predicted model, not a curated record
ACUUUUAUCCCCCUCAUCUACUAAAAGUAUUACACCCCACUUUAAAUCUUAAGUCCGAGACAAAGAAUGAGACAUAUUAGUGGGAGAGGUGAUCUCAGUUCUUUUUGGACUUUUUCAGCUAAAGUAAUAGUUUAUAUAAGGCAAUUAUUAAUAAUAUGAUUAUUGUAGUGUGAACAUUCUAAAUCCAACUAUGCAGUAUUAGGAACCUUAUUGUCAAGUCAAACUUAGAGUUUUGCUAAAUGAAUCUAAUACAUUAUAAAUAUAUCUAUUCAAACCAAAAAAAAAAAAAAAAAAAACAAAUAAUAGGUUAAGAGUUUCCAGUUAAUCCUAUGGCGUCCAAAAUAAAACCCCACUUCUUUCCAAUAAUCUUAAUUUUGGCCCUUCUCCACAAGCUCAACUUCUCAAACGCCCAAACGACAAUAAAAUCUGCGUAUUGGUUCCCAGAGAGCGGAUUCCCAGCCUCAAGCAUAGACUCAUCACUAUUCACAGUUCUCUACUGUGCUUUCGCUUCACUCGACCCCCAAAACUAUCAACUCUUCAUUCCUUCCCAAAAUGCCCAACACUUCUCAACUUUCACCUCCACCGUCCAACGCCGCAACCCCUCCCUCAAAACCCUUAUCUCCAUCGGCGGUGGAAAUGCCAAUGCCCAAGAUUACGCCGCCAUGGUUUCCGACUGGAACCGCCGCCAAGCCUUCAUAAAAUCGUCCAUAAGCCUGGCCAGGUCCAACAACUUCCAUGGCCUCGACCUCGAUUGGGAGCACCCUGAAACUCCUGACCAAAUGACCCAAUUCGGCUACCUCGUCGACGAGUGGCGCACUGCCGUCGCCGACGAGGCUAGCACCUCAGGAAACCCGCCUCUGCUCCUCGCGGCGGCGGUUUCUUUCUCUUCCACACAUCAAAGUGAAAGUGGGUCAGCCGAAUACGUUGUCCCAGCCCUGGCGAGAAGCUUGGAUUGGAUAAACGUUAUGGGUUAUGACUUCUACGCGCCGGAUUGGUCUACUGUGACCGGACCUCCGGGAGCUCUGUACAAUCCGGGGAGGUCUGUCAGCGCUGACUCCGGUGUCCGAGCUUGGAUCCAGGCGAAGUUUCCGGCGAAUAAGAUAGUGUUGGGAUUUCCUUUCAUUGGAUAUGCUUGGACCCUUUCUAAUCCCGGUAACAAUGGAUACUUUUCUCCGACGAACGGAGCUGCUUUCCCGGACAAUGGAGCUUUAACUUACAAAAGGAUUAAAGAGUUAAUGGUUGAUAACAAGUCAAGUUUGACUGCGGUGUUUAACUCGUCUGUGGUCAACGACUACUGUUACUUUGGGUCCACGUGGAUCGGGUUUGACGAUACGCAAAGUAUUGAGACUAAAGUUAGGUAUAUUAAAGAAAAAAUGGGGUUACGUGGCUAUUUUGCAUGGCAUAUUGGAGGUGAUGACAAUAUGCUACUCUCUCAAACAGCUUCGAGUGCUUGGGGAUCAUAGAAAUACGUACCUUCUGAGUAUAGUUGGAUGACUGUUGAAAUUUCAGUAUUUAUGACUGAAUUGUAAUGUGUUUAAAGGUCUAAGCGUAUACGUUUAAACUUAUAUACAUAUAUAUAGUUAUUACUAAAUAAGGAAUUUUCAUAUAUAAAAGUUAUGUAAUCCAUGAUGAUGAUGAUAUAUCGACUUUAUGAUACUUGUCAAUAAAGAAAUUACAAAUUA